UUAUUACUCGUAUAACUUGUAAUUACUAUUUGAUGUUACCUCUUAUUCAAUAAGUCCGGUGUAUGUCUGACGUAGUUUGUAUUUUGUAAAUCGAAAUUUGAUUGAACAGUUCAAAUCGAGUAACGUUUGAUUACUGACUACACAGUAUACACUAUAGUCUUCCAGUGAAAGUCUUUAUCGUGUUACUAUCAAAAAAGAUCAAGCGUUCUUUGUAUUUUUCUAAUAAUUUAUACGAAAUAUUUUUAAGUAUUAGGGCAAUAUUUUAUAUAAUAAACAAAUUGUAGUUUGAAUAAACAAGAUCAAAAUGAACACAUGCUGUGAUAUAUUAAAGGACUUUGAAUCUGGACCACUAGAUUUUUAUAGAAAAAAUGCUACAAUCAACUGGAAAAAAAUGUGUGUUUUCAUAGAAUCUGAAGAUGCUUUACGAUAUAAGAUGAGAGCGUGGAAAACGUUUGAAUCUGAUCCACUUUUCCAACAUUCUAAUGAAACAUUAUCAUUAGAUGAACAACGAAGAUUAGCGUUAUUGAGAAUGUAUAAAAUUGUAGAAACAAAAGUAUUUCCAUUGGAAGAAAUAAUGUCUAGUCCCAGACUGGCUUUCUCAAAAAUAGUAGCAAUGUUUCAAUAUUGUCCAUCUGUUGCAAUAAAAGUCGGAUUGACCUUUGAUAUGUUCUCUAAUGUUAUAUUUAGUAUGGACAAUGGAAGAAAUGCUAGUCUUUAUGAAAAUGCUCAGGAAGGAAAAAUUCCUGGUUGUUUUGCACUUACAGAAAUUUCACAUGGUACUAAUACUAAGGAAAUGCGAACUACAGCUUUUUAUGAUCACAAUUUAAAACAAUUUAUUUUACAUACUCCUGAUUUUGAAGCAGCAAAAUGUUGGGUUGGUAGCUUAGGAAAAACAAGUAUAUAUGCAAUAAUAUGGGCCAAAUUAAUCAUGAGUAAUGGUGAUGAUCAUGGAUUACAUGCAUUUGUAGUUAAUAUACGAGAUCCAAAAACUAUGCUACCUUAUCCUGGAGUCAUAGUUGGUGACCUAGGAGAAAAAGCCAGUUUAAAUGGUGUUGAUAAUGGAUUUAUAAUGUUUAACAAGUUUUGUAUACCAAAAGAAAGUUUACUGAGUAAAACUGGAGACAUAAAUGAUGAUGGACAAUAUAUUUCACCAUUUAAAGAUAAAUCAAAACGAUUAGGAGCUUCUUUAGGCAGUUUGUCAGUUGGCCGAUUAAGUAUUGUUAAUAUAUGUGUAGCAUACAUCACAAAAGCUGUUCCAAUAGCUAUAAGAUAUACAGGUGUUAGAAAACAGUUUGGACCUCCUAAUGGUGAUGAGUUACCAGUUUUAGAGUAUCAGUUAGUACAAUGUAGAUUGAUUCCAAAUUUAGCUGCUGCGUAUGCAUUAAAACUCUAUGGCAAUUAUUUGGCUAAUGUAUAUGAAUCGUUUUUAAUUGAGAUGUUUACCAACAGUGGUUCAGAAAAACUCAGAUUAUUUGGCACAGAAAUACAUGCAAUAUCUAGUUGUACCAAACCUAUUGCAGCAUGGACAUGUCGAGAUGCAAUACAAGAGUGUAGAGAAGCAUGUGGUGGUCAUGGUUAUUUAAAAGCUGCUGGUCUUAAUGAACUGCGUAAUGCAAAUGACGCUAAUUGCACAUAUGAAGGUGAUAAUAAUGUAUUAAUACAACAAACAAGUAAUUGGCUGUUAAAUAUUUGGACAAAUUUGCUAAACGGAAAUAAAAGUUGUUGUGAUACUCCACUGGGUACUAUAGAGUUUCUUAAAGAUGCCAAAACAAUAUUAAGUGACAAAUUUAAAUUAUCUAGAGUAGAUGAAGUAUUCACUCAUAUGCAUCUACUAUCCUGUUUUCAAUGGAUGAUUUGCUAUCUAUUACGUCAGACAUAUGCACAAUUGGAACUAUUAAAAGAUCAAAGAAAGGAUUUAUUUACAGCGAAAAAUGAUUCCCAGAUGUUCUUUGCUAAGGAUCUGUCAAUAGUAUUUGCCGAAUACUUAAUUUUGAAAAAGUUUAUUGAAACAACAUCAUCUCCAGAAUUAGAUGAUGCUCAUAGACUAGUGUUACAUAAACUUGCUUCACUUUAUGGCUUUUGGCUGGUUGAAAAACAUUUGUCAAUUUUAUAUGAAGGUGGCUAUGCUAAUGGGCCACUGGCAUCUAUAAUAGUUAAAGGAUCCAUAAUAGAUUUAUGUUCAAGUCUUAAAAAUGAAGCAGUGACACUUGCUGAUGCUAUAGUGCCUCCAGAUUUUAUACUUAAUUCAGUGCUGGCUGCUUCAAACGGACGGGUGUAUGAAAAUUUGAAGAAUUUAUUAUUUGAAGAUAAAUCGACAUUUGAAAGACCAACUUGGUGGACAGAAAUAGCAGUACGAUCAAAAUUAUAAACGUAACAAUAUUUUGAUAUAUAUAUUUUAAUCCCUGGAUUUGUGCAACUGAUUUUAGUUUUAUAUAAAAUAAUUUUGUCUCAAAUGUUCUUUUCAUUAUUGUUUAUUAUUUAUACUUUU
Rhopalosiphum maidis (corn leaf aphid) is the source of this 2488-nucleotide messenger RNA. Its product is annotated as peroxisomal acyl-coenzyme A oxidase 3-like. The coding region runs from base 305 to 2368 and encodes 687 amino acids. Gene Ontology annotation, cellular component: peroxisome. The transcript is spliced from 15 exons. NCBI's taxonomy places the organism in Eukaryota, Metazoa, Arthropoda, Insecta, Hemiptera, Aphididae. Gene Ontology annotation, biological process: lipid homeostasis; fatty acid beta-oxidation using acyl-CoA oxidase. The record is from RefSeq and is a predicted model, not a curated record. Gene Ontology annotation, molecular function: pristanoyl-CoA oxidase activity; FAD binding; fatty acid binding.